This is a messenger RNA of Poecilia reticulata (guppy), 1102 nucleotides long. It is a transcript of the gene sertm1, whose product is annotated as serine rich and transmembrane domain containing 1. The record is from RefSeq and is a predicted model, not a curated record. Lineage: Eukaryota; Metazoa; Chordata; Actinopteri; Cyprinodontiformes; Poeciliidae. Gene Ontology annotation, cellular component: intracellular membrane-bounded organelle.
ACAGGGAGAGGGGAUGGGAGUAGAAUGAGCACUAAACCGCCUCUUCUUCUCUCUCCAGCACUUCUCCAGGAGAAAAUCAGCUUCACUACAGCCCCUGGUAGACAGGGCCAUUUGUUUGUGUGUGUCCAUUCAUAGAGACGACCCACAUUCGUCAGUGUCCACUCCAGCUGUAGAGCCUGUCUGCACUGAAUGACAGAGAGGGAAACGGGAAGAAACAGGGGAAAUCUGUGGGGAGGCUGAUCUAGUUUACUCUGCUGCAAGCCUGAAGACAGGAUGGAUUUCUGCACAAAGUGAGCAAAGAGAAGCUAAACUGCACGUAUUAAGCCAGAAUGUCGGGAAUGGACGUCCUGCUGGUGGACAACAACAAGACCGGAGUCACCCCGAUAGACAAUGGGACUUUACUCCGUUUCUCCCCGACGUCUGCCUCCACGUCGGCGGCUGCCUCGUCCCCAGGAGGUCGCCAGGGCAACGUCUACGUCUACGUUUGGCUCUUCCUCGGGCUGCUGGUGUUCCUGCUGACGCUGCUCAUCAUCUCCCUCCACAGGCUGAAGAACAUCAUCUCAUCGUCUUCCUCGGUCCCCGACUGCAGCAGCGAGGGAGGGAGCUCCUUCACCAACAUGGAGAUCUGCAGCGUCUCCUCUCAGAGGUCCACCAUCUCUGUGCUCUCUACCUGAGCAAGCUCGCAGCGAGCAGACUCGUGUAUAAAUGCGCCGUAUUCUCUUUAUAGGCUGAGGAUGCAUGCAAAUAAACCAACAAGAGAAACUCCACAAGACCAGCUGAUGGAAUAUCCUCCCAUGCAUGCAUAUUUUAAUCCUGGCGGUUCAGUGACUCUGAAGUCUAUAUGCAAUCUGCAUAGCUACCACAGAGGUUACAAGGGUUGAAAGUCAACAUAUCCCGCUAAACCUGACUUGAACAACAAAAAAACGAACUUGGUGAAUACUUUCCCAUUGCAGGGAAAACACAAAGUGAAAGACUAUUAUCCUUUUGUGUUGACUUUUUCUGUCUUUAGAAGCUUUGUAAAUCAUAUCCUGAUGAUAUCUGUAGAUUACGCUGCCAAACCCAGCAUUCUAAAAUAUUAAACAUCUGAACUUUGUUAACAGGA